GAGCGUAAGCAAAAACGCGGGCUUUUAUUUUGAAAAGCAAAACCAUGUCCGGUUAGUAGAGGCACUCUUUGCUAAGGGCUGCCUUAAAUUUGGCGUCUUUUCUACUUUUUUUAAGGUUUUAUUUUUCCUUCACGUAGAAUGAAACCACAGAUUAACCUACAUACCACCACAAAAUAUAUCUAAGUGUUGACUUGUACUUUUUAGUGCUGUAGCUAGUGAGACUGCUGUUGUGGCAGGUAGCAGAACGCGCCAAAGAGCCAUGAGCUACCGGCCUGAGCGCUGAAGUAAUGCUAGCAGAGCAAAGUGAAUAAAACGUGGGAAUAAUGGAGGAAAACGACGAGAAUGUCCUUCACAAACCCGAAAAUACAGAAUCUGGAAACGAGCAAGAGGACAGUGCCUGCUCUAAUUCUGAACAAAAAGAUGACAAUUGUGGAGAAGUAGACCCUCUAUCUAAGGCAGCCCAUGGGGACUUUAGUGAUCCUGUAUAUAAGGAGAUUGCACUUGCAAAUGGUGCUAUCAACCGAAUGACCCGGGAUGAACUACGAGCCAAAUGUACUGAGCUGAAGCUUGACACAAGAGGUGUGAAAGAUGUUCUGAAGAAGCGACUUAAAAAUUACUACAAGAAGCAGAAACUGAAGCAGUCGGCAGCCGCUGGAGGGCCCGGUGACACAUACUAUGACUACAUCUGUGUGGUGGACUUUGAGGCUACCUGUGAAGAGAAUAAUCCAUCAGAUUUUCUUCAUGAAAUCAUUGAAUUCCCCAUGGUCCUGAUCGACACACACACCUUAGAGAUUGUAGAUUCUUUUCAGGAAUAUGUGAAACCAGCAUUGAACCCACAGCUUUCAGAUUUCUGUAUUGAGCUAACAGGCAUAACACAGGAAAUGGUAGAUGAGGCAGAUUCUUUUCCACGUGUUUUUCGCAGAGUGGUUACCUGGCUGCAGGAGAAAGAGCUUGGCACGAAGUACAAAUAUGCUCUACUAACAGACGGGUCUUGGGAUAUGAGUAAAUUCCUUUACACACAAUGCCGGUUAAGUCAAAUUCGGUACCCUCAGUUUGCCAGAAAGUGGAUCAACAUUAGAAAGUCCUAUGGAAACUAUUACAAGGUGGCCCGCAACCAGACAAAACUCAGCUGCAUGCUGGAGAAUCUUGGCAUGAAGUAUGAGGGCCGACCCCACUGUGGCCUUGAUGACUCACGCAACAUUGCGCGCAUUGCCAUCCGCAUGUUGAAGGAUGGUUGUCAACUGAGGGUCAACGAGCGCUUGCAUGAGGGUGAGCCACAGAGUGUGCCCAUUAGUGCACCUUUGGAAGGAGCCCCACCUCCUCAGAGGCCCAAAAGCAGAGACUAAAGACAUAUUUCCCAAUGGCCUUUGAUUCCCAAGGUCAGCGGUAAGCUGUGGAGAUCACAUCGUCAGGAAAGAACUGCUUUGUACACACUGGUGGUGCUGGGACCUUUUCCUUUUUCUAGUAAUUUCUUUAUUUUGAUCACAUAUUGCUCACUGUUUACCGAUAGAUUAUACUUAUGAAAGGGGUCUGAACAAACAACCUGUCUGUGUUUGUACUUCUGUUACAAACUGAUCCGACUUUGUCCAGAGCACACUGAGACAAGCUCCAGGCUUGUUUUUGAAAAUGUACUUUUGAUUUUUUUAGUAUGUGCUUUGUAAUCUAAAUCAUACAGGUGUUAUUUUCAUUGCCAGACAUACACAUUCAAAGGUCCUCUUUACUAACAAAAUUUGCAACAUCCUAAUUGCUCUGCUAUUUUGAAAGGUCCAUUACUUGCAUACCAAUAAAAAGUCAUUCCUGUUUUCAUUUCCAAUAUUUUAUUCUCAACCACAUAAAACCAGUUCUGGUUUUGUCUUCUUCCUUUUCUUUGCAUUACAGUUCAGGGUUUGCAGAAAAAAGGUAUUUUUUUCCAGUCAACAGA
Colossoma macropomum (tambaqui) is the source of this 1921-nucleotide messenger RNA. RefSeq names its product exoribonuclease 1 (gene eri1). The record is from RefSeq and is a predicted model, not a curated record. Lineage: Eukaryota; Metazoa; Chordata; Actinopteri; Characiformes; Serrasalmidae. The transcript has 7 exons. Bases 324 to 1346 code for a protein of 340 amino acids. Gene Ontology annotation, molecular function: nucleic acid binding; 3'-5'-RNA exonuclease activity. Gene Ontology annotation, biological process: exonucleolytic trimming to generate mature 3'-end of 5.8S rRNA from tricistronic rRNA transcript (SSU-rRNA, 5.8S rRNA, LSU-rRNA). Gene Ontology annotation, cellular component: nucleolus; cytoplasm.